Messenger RNA from Schistocerca gregaria, 1308 nucleotides. Its product is annotated as ras-related protein Rab-7L1-like. The transcript has 6 exons. The record is from RefSeq and is a predicted model, not a curated record. The coding region runs from base 389 to 1021 and encodes 210 amino acids. NCBI's taxonomy places the organism in Eukaryota, Metazoa, Arthropoda, Insecta, Orthoptera, Acrididae. Gene Ontology annotation, cellular component: Golgi apparatus; vesicle; trans-Golgi network. Gene Ontology annotation, biological process: vesicle-mediated transport. Gene Ontology annotation, molecular function: GTP binding; GTPase activity.
UUCCGACAACUGCAGAGUAACGCACAAGAGAUCUAGUGAAAGGAAACAGAAUUACCACAUCACAAAAAAAACACACACAUAUACCUUAUUUACACAUUUCCUACACUAUGUUGGUACUUGUGGAUCAAAGAGAAUGUCUUCAUAUAUAAAUUAUGGCGGGGAAGUUAUGUAGUGGAAGCUGUGAAUCGAACGUGAUAAUUGAUGAGAGAUACUCUUUUAAACGAAGUUAAUAUUAGGUGAUUGCGGUUCAUACUCGAGGAUUCCAAUAUGAAGAGAUACAUGGGUGAGAAGUUAAUGUGUAGACUUUGUGCUGUUCGUUUCUCAUUUGUCACGAUGCCUCCUGGAGGAGCACAUUUGACAGCUACGGGAGACGCUUGUCAUUUAAAAGAUGUUUGAACUACCUAAUAUGCCAGAGAAGCUGUUCAAAGUAAUCAUCAUUGGUGAUCCAACUGUUGGGAAAACAUCAUUUGUGCAGCGUUAUGUGCAAAAUACGUAUAAGAAAGACUACAAGGGGACUGUAGGUGUGGACUUUGCUUUGAAAAUUCUGAAGUGGUCUGAGACACAGACUAUAAAACUUCAGCUUUGGGAUAUAGCUGGACAAGAGCGAUUUACAUGGAUGACCAGAGUUUACUAUAAAGACGCUGAUGGCUGUGUUAUAAUGUUUGAUUUAACAAACAAAAAUUCUUUUGUAAAUACACUCAAAUGGAAGAGAGAUGUUGACUCAAAGUGUAGUCUUCCAGAUGGUAGCCCUAUUCCGUGCAUGCUGCUAGCCAACAAGUGUGAUUUACCACAUCGCCAAGUUGAGCAAAUGGAAAUAGAAUCAUUUUACAAGGAGCACAAUUUCAUUGGUUGGACAGAAACUUCUGCCAAAGAGGGCCUCAUGGUGAAUGAUUCUAUGAAGUUUUUGGUUGAUGUCAUUAUGAGACAAGAAGAAAUGCCAGGUAGUGCUGCAUCGGUGCUUUCAGAAAGUUUGCGGUUGACAGGACCUGUACCACAACCACCAAAAAGUUGUUCAUGUUAACAAGAGGCCAGUUUGUUAAAGAUAUUUAAGAAAACGAAUUUUUAAAAUCGCCAUUCAUAAGAAGCAGAUGCAGCUGAUGGUGUCUACUUCAAACUGUCGUGGUGUUUAUAACAGCUGAGCAUGUUCUGCAUUUUGGUGGGCCAUGUAGUUGUGAUACCUCAGAGUACAUGACCAUGCCCACUGUUGUUCCCAAAGCAUUUAAUCUAGCAGGAGCUAGUUAAUAAAUGCUGAACAGCGGUUGUAUUGUGUGUGUGGGCACGUAUGUGCUUGUGGUUUGGAGCAUAAAA